AUUUAAAAUAGUCUUCCUGUGAUACACAUCUCAAAAACUCUGUUUUUAUUUAUUUUUUCUUUUAUAUAUAAAAACUCACGCCCCUCCACCACUCUUUCCCUGUAUCCAUCAUCACUUUCUGCGAUAAGAAAAGAGCAUCGGCCAAAUUCUGGAGAAGAGACAAUCCCUGAAAUCAAAUAUAAAACCCUAAAUUGUUUAGGUCGGAGGUCGAUAUACGACUAUUUUUAGGGUUAUUGGUCUUUGAUUUGAUUAUAAUUUGAUUAUAAUGGGAAAUCGUGGGCAAAAGCGGGCAGAGAUUAUAGAAGAAUUUCCAGCGGAUAAGCGAGCUUGUAGUUCAUUGGAAUUUAGACCAAGUUCUUCUAACUCAUCAAUUCAAACUAAUAUAAAUUCCAUAAGUUCAACACCUGAAACCCGUGAUGCUGGAACCCACGAUGCAGAUAUGGAUACUUCAUCCUCUGGUUCAGCUUCAAGCCGGUCAGAGGAGGAAGAUCAUGAAAGGGAUUCAGCUUAUGGCUCAUGUGAUUCUGAUGAAGCAAUACCAGGACGUAGCAGUUUGCAUAAUUAUCAGAGGCAGAGAUCAUUCGGUGAUCAUGGCAGAUUGAGGAGUGCUUUAUCCACUUUAAGUGAAGGCACUGAGUCUUCUGGGCUAUUAGCUGCUCUUACAGAAUUGUGCGAGGUGCUCUCAUUUUGUACUGAGGAUUCUCUUUCGAGCAUGAUGGCAGACUCUUUAUCGCCUGUUCUUGUUCAGCAUGCAAGGCAUGAGAGCAACCCAGAUAUAAUGUUGUUAGCUAUAAGGGCUUUAACUUAUCUGUGUGAUGUGUUUCCCCGAGCAUCUGCUUUUCUUGUUAGACAUGAUGCGGUUCCGGUUCUUUGUCAAAGACUAAUGGCGAUUGAGUACUUAGAUGUAGCUGAACAGUGCUUGCAAGCAUUGGAGAAAAUAUCUCGUGAACAACCACUUGCAUGUCUGCAGGCUGGGGCAAUAAUGGCUGUUCUGAACUUUAUUGACUUCUUCUCUACCAGUGUCCAAAGAGUUGCACUUUCAACUGUGGUCAAUAUAUGUAAGAAACUACCAACAGAAAGCCCUUCUCCUUUUAUGGAGGCUGUUCCAACAUUAUGCAAUCUCCUACAGUAUGAGGAUCGACAGCUUGUUGAAAAUGUAGUGAUUUGCUUGAUGAAAAUAGCUGAGCGGGUUAGUCAGUCUUCUGAGAUGCUGGAUGAUCUAUGUAAGCAUGGCCUAAUCAAUGAAGCUACUCAUCUAAUACAUUUGAAUAGCCGAACCACUCUAUCUCAACCGAUAUAUAAUGGUUUGAUUGGGCUGCUGGUCAAACUUGCCUCUGGUUCAAUGGUGGCUUUCAGGACACUUUAUGAGCUUAAUAUAAGCAGCACCUUGAAGGACAUGUUAGCUACUUAUGAUGCUUCACAUGGGAUGUCUUCUCUCUAUGCAGUAGAUGGGCAGAGCAACCAGGUACAUGAAGUUCUAAAGUUGCUAAAUGAGCUCCUCCCUUUGGUACCAAAGGAUCACGAUGUUCAACAAGAAGUGUCGGAAAAAGAAUCAUUUUUAGUUAAUCAUCCCGAACUUUUGCGUAAGUUUGGAUCUGAUAUGCUACCCAUGUUGAUCCAGGUCGUUAAUUCUGGUGCAAAUAUUUAUGUUUGCUUUGGGUGCCUAUCUGUCAUCAACAAAUUGGUCUAUUUCAGCAAAUCUGACAUCCUUGUUGAAUUAUUUAAGAAUGCAAACAUUCCAAGUUUUUUGGCUGGGGUUUUUACGCGGAAGGAUCACCAUGUGCUGAUAUUAGCCUUACAAAUUGCUGAGAUAAUUUUGCAAAAACUUUCAGAUAUUUUCCUGAAUGCAUUCAUUAAGGAAGGUGUCUUUUUUGCCAUUGAUGCCCUUAUGAUGCCAGAAAAAUGUUCCCCUUCAAUGUUUCCAGUGUUCAACAGCAUUCAGCUUACAUCUGACUUCAAUCAAAAGUCUGUUUCAAAAGUUGUUCGAAGAUGCUUAUGUUAUGCAUUUGAUACGGGCCAGUCUUCUGUAACCUCAGAGGCAGGAACAUGCAAGCUUGUAAAGGAUGGCGUUCAAAGUCUUGCAAAACAUAUAAAAACUACUUACUUUGCUCCAGAAUUAUGUGACUUUGAGAAUGGGUUGACAGAUAUCCUUCAAAAGCUUAGAGCUCUUUCUGCAUCAUUGAGUGAUCUGAUGAAUUUUCCCACAAGUGUGGAUAGUUCCAGCCAAGAUGAAGAGAAGUUUUAUUGUUUAUUGCGUCAAAUUAUGGAUAAGCUUGAUGGAAGAGAACCUGUUUCCACUUUUGAAUUUAUUGAGAGUGGAAUUGUGAAGUCAUUGGUAAAAUACAUAUCCAAUGGUCAGUAUUUGAGUAAGGUGGAACUUCAUGGUAAGUUUGACCAUUAUUAUCUUGUAGAAAAAAGACUUAAGGUGUUUGCAAGGUUUUUUUCAUCUUAUUCAAGCCUUGUUGAAGGGUUACCCGUGUCCAUUUUAAUACGGAAAUUGCAAAGUGCCUUAGCUUCUCUGGAGAAUUUCCCUGUUAUUUUGAGCCAUUCAUCCAAGCAAAGGAACUGGUUUGCCACCGUUCCUAAUGGACGUUGCAUAUCUCACCCAUGCCUGAGAGUUCGUUUUGUAAGGGGAGAGGGAGAGACAUGUAUUUCUGAUUACUCUGAUAAUGUUUUCACUGUUGACCCUUUUUCUUCGUUGGAUGCAAUUGAAGGAUUUUUGUUUCCUAGAGUUAGAAUGGAAAGAACCAAACAAACAGAAACAACUACUUUAUCUAUGGAUCCAAUGGAAAGCAUACAUUUUCAGAUUCCAUCAAGUAACUCUUGUGAAGGUCAAAGCUCAGGUGCCACUGAGCCUGACAGCAAUUCUACUGAUUUGCAUCAGAUGCAGGAGGAUGAGGCUCCACUGGAACAAGUGAUAAAUUUACAACCGCAAAUUCCUGGUGAUACUACGACUUCAGAUGAUGGUGACAUUGCCAAUCCUGACCAGGUGGGACAGUUUCCUUCUGUGGAAGACAUCAAUGGGAAAACUGGGAAUCCUGCAUCCUCUAGCAAUGGAGAUGCUUUGCCAAAACUGGCAUUUUACCUAGAAGGGCAAGAAUUGGACCGGAGUUUGACACUGUAUCAAGCAAUUCUCCAACAGAGAAUUAAAGCUGACCUCGACAUUAAUACAGGUGCAAAGUUGUGGAGUCAAGUCUACACCCUGACUUAUAGAAUAGCUGCAGAAAGUAAUGGUGAUAGUCCUAAAAAAUGUCAUAGUUUGGCUCAAAAUUCCUCUUUGGUGGAUAAGAUUGGGGCUCAUAUGCAAUGCACUUCAUUUUGCACCAGCAUAUUCAAUUGUGAACUUGCUUCUGACUUGGAUAAGUUGAGUCCUGCUUAUGAUGUAUUAUUUCUGCUUAAAAGUUUGGAAGGCUUGAACAGGUAUACAUUUCAUCUGAUGUCUUGUGAAAGAGUACAUGCAUUUGCUGAAGGGCUAAUCAAUGACUUAGAUAGUUUAAAAGUGGUGGUUCAUUCAGUCUCACAGAAUGAAUUUGUGAGCAGUAAGUUGACAGAAAAACUAGAGCAGCAGAUGCGAGAUUCUUUCGCUGUUUCUAUUGGUGGUAUGCCAUUGUGGUGUAAUCAACUUAUGUCUUCAUGCCCCUUCUUGUUUAGCUUCGAGGCAAGAUGUAAAUACUUCCGAUUGUCAGCAUUUGGAUCUCAGCAAGUUCAGAUGCAGACACCUUCUAAUACCUCAGGAGUUUCUAGAGACAGGAGGUCAAAUCUAGGUACUAUGCACCGUAAAAAGUUUUUAGUUUUGCGUGACCGGAUUCUAGAGUCUGCUGCGCAAAUGAUGGACCUUUAUGCUCAUGUUAAAGUGCCGAUUGAAGUGGUAUAUAAUGAAGAAGUUGGUAGCGGUCUUGGUCCAACAUUGGAAUUUUAUACCUUGGUCAGUCAUGAGUUUCAGAAGUAUGGUCUUGGCAUGUGGAGAGAAGAUCAUAGUUCACUUGCAGCCAGGAAAGGAUUAUCGAUUGAUGAUUCUGAAAUUCUAACAUCUCCUUUUGGCCUUUUUCCCCGUCCAUGGCCAUCGACGCUGGAUAUCUCUGAUGGCAUACAAUUUUCUGAUGUUAUUAAAAAGUUUGUCCUCUUGGGAGAAAUUGUGGCAAAGGCUCUUCAAGAUGGAAGGGUCUUGGAUCUGCCAUUCUCCAAAGCCUUCUAUAAGCUUAUUCUUCAGCAGGAACUGAAUUUGUGCGACAUUCAGUCAUUUGAUCCUGAUCUGGGCAGGACAUUGCUAGAGUUUGAAGCUCUUGUUGAUAGGAAAAAGAUUUUGGAAUCAGUUUUAGGAGAAAAUUUGUCUUCUACUUUUGAUGCAAGCUUCCGAAGUACCAGAAUUGAGGAUCUCUAUCUUGACUUCACUCUUCCUGGGUAUCCCAAUUACAUUGUCCACCCGGAUCAUAAAUUAGUAAAUAUGGAUAACUUGGAGGAGUAUGUUUCUCUUGUUGUGGAUGCUACUACACAUGCUGGAAUUUCUAGACAAGUUGAAGCUUUUAAGUCUGGAUUUAAUCAGGUUUUUCCAAUUAAGUAUCUUCAGAUUUUUACUGAGGAGGAACUAGAGCGAUUACUAUGUGGAGAACGUGUUUUCUGGGCUUUCAAUGAGCUUUUGGAUCAUAUCAAGUUUGAUCAUGGAUACACUGCUAGCAGUCCUCCUAUUAAUAAUUUACUGGAAAUCAUGCAAGAGUUCAAUCAAGAACAACGGCGAGCAUUUCUGCAGUUUGUAACUGGGGCACCUCGACUUCCUCCUGGAGGAUUGGCAUCCUUGAGUCCAAAAUUGACAAUUGUCCGGAAGCAUUGUAGUAACUGUGCGGAUGCAGACCUACCCAGUGUGAUGACUUGUGCCAAUUACCUGAAGUUGCCACCUUAUUCUUCAAAAGACAAGAUGAAAGAGAAGCUAUUGUAUGCCAUAACAGAAGGACAAGGCUCAUUCCACCUCUCGUAGCCUGGCUGAUAUAUCGAUUGUGAAUUUGUAAUUAUUAGGAUAGGUAUUUUGUACAGGGAAAAGGUGGUGGUCCUGGUGGAAUUUGGUGGGUGGGAAAAGGGAGCUGAUUGUUGAGGAACAAGAGGAAGCUCCUCAACUUCACUGACUACACUUUUGUGGGGAUAAUGUGUACAUACAAGUCCAGAUACAGACAGCUAUUUGAUUUACAGGAGUUGGGAAGUUGUACAGCAAAAAAGAGGGGAUUUCAAUUGGAUGGAAUUGGCUUUCCUAACGUAUAUUGUACAAAUCGGUGUACAGAUACCGUUUAGCGUAGAUUUAGUUCGUUGGUUCUUUUUUAUCCAGUUGCAAUUAAGGUAGUCUUGGUUAGUAUUUAGUCUAACGAAGUGCUAAUGUUGUUGGUUAGGUUCUUGUUAAGAACAUGAUGUUAUUGCUUUUAGCUUUUCAUUCUGUCUUCGCAUAUUUUCUUUUCAUGUAUAUCUCUAUAUGCUCCCAACGAAGCCGGAGCUCUCAUCUUGUAAACUUGAUGUCAAGCAAGCAAUUCUCUUCUGUUUCGUUUAA
Molecule: messenger RNA, 5530 nt
Organism: Jatropha curcas
Lineage: Eukaryota; Viridiplantae; Streptophyta; Magnoliopsida; Malpighiales; Euphorbiaceae
Source: RefSeq, a predicted model, not a curated record